Ipomoea nil (Japanese morning glory) is the source of this 881-nucleotide messenger RNA. Its product is annotated as ribulose bisphosphate carboxylase small chain SSU11A, chloroplastic-like. The record is from RefSeq and is a predicted model, not a curated record. Lineage: Eukaryota; Viridiplantae; Streptophyta; Magnoliopsida; Solanales; Convolvulaceae. Bases 165 to 707 code for a protein of 180 amino acids. The transcript is spliced from 3 exons.
CCACAUAAAUCCAAUGGCCCUGCUUCCUCAAAGAUUAGGUUGAUUCAACGUCGCCCGUUAGAUUGGACUCAUGUGACACCUUAUCGUUAUAUAUACCAACCAAUACCACCCUAUCACCACCAUUACAAAGUAACAAGUACUCAGUGCAGCACAGGCAGCUAGCAAUGGCCUCCUCAGUCCUCUCCUCCACCGCCAUCGCCUCCCGCGCCACCGCUGCCCAAGCCAGCAUGGUCGCCCCCUUCACCGGCCUCAAGUCCACCGCCUCCUUCCCCGUCACCAAGAAGUCCGCCGCCGACUUUACUUCCAUCUCCACCAACGGUAGCCGAGUACAAUGCAUGCAGGUGUGGCCCCCAUUCGGGUUGAAGAAGUUCGAGACCCUGUCAUACCUGCCUCCCUUGAGCACCGAGCAAUUGCUCAAACAAGUGGAGUACCUUUUGAACAAGGGAUGGGUUCCUUGCUUGGAAUUCGAGACCGAGAAAGGAUUCGUGUACCGUGAAUGGCACGCUUCACCCGGGUACUAUGACGGAAGAUACUGGACCAUGUGGAAGCUGCCCAUGUUCGGGUGCACCGACGCGACUCAGGUGGUUGCGGAGCUGGAGGAGUGCAAGAAGGCUUACCCUGGUGCGUGGGUUAGAAUCCUGGGAUUCGACAACAAGCGCCAAGUGCAGUGCAUCAUGUUCAUUGCAUACAAGCCCGAUGAUAAAUAGAUUCCAUCCCCCAAUUUCCUUAAAUGAUGGAUGAUUUCCCAUUAAUCUUGUCUUUUGUUUUUCGAUUUCGGUCACAUGUUGUUGUUGGCAUGGAAUGGAUUCCCAAUCCAGUUUAUGAGAAUGUAAUAUUGUAAUAAUCCUUUGAAUUUGCUGUUGUUUCAUUUGGUUGUGCAA